UCGCUCCACUGCGCUUGUUUCCUAGGCCAACUAUGCUCUCUGGAAGCCGCUACACCUGCACGUCAGCAGCGGCGAAGCGACAGCUGCAGCGGACGGAGCGGGCUGCACGUACGGGUGCUCCACGGGGUCAGGGUGUCGUUGCCAUGGCAACUUCCCCAGCCCCCGAUGCGGCCAAGCUGCGGUCCAUCGUCCAGGCGGGGUCUCCCGUCCUACGGCAGCCUGCCAAGACGGUGCCUCGCGAGCUGCUGGGUAGCGGCUGGCUCCGGGGCCUGGCAGAGGAGAUGACGGACGUCAUGCGUGCGGCGCCGGGGGUGGGGCUGGCCGCACCACAGAUUGGCGAACCCUGGCGGGUAAUUGUGAUGGAGGACCGCCAGGAGUACAUGGACCGGCAGGCGGCGGCGGGCGUGUACAGCGCCGAGCUGCUGGCGGCGGUGGAGCGGCGGCCGUUCGGGCCGCUGGUGGUGGUCAACCCCACCCUCAAGGCGGUGGGGCAGGAGGGCGGCGCGUUCUUCGAGGGCUGCCUCAGCGUGCGCGGGUACACGGCGAUUGUGCGGCGGUACCGGGAGGUGGACCUGGAGGGGGUGGACGUGGAGGGGCUGCCGCUGCGGCUGCGGCUGACGGGCUGGGCGGCGCGCAUCGCGCAGCACGAGGUGGACCACCUGGCCGGGGUGCUGUACGUGGACCGCAUGGACGCCCGGAGCCUGGCGGCGGCGGACAACAUGCCGGAGUGGGUCAGGGCGCUGCCAGGCGGCGUGACGCAGCUGGGGCGAUGCGCGUGCUGCCACCCCAUCAACAGCGUGCCCACCAGCUCCUAGCACCCAAGCAGCCGAGCUCGCGA
Molecule: messenger RNA, 838 nt
Organism: Chlamydomonas reinhardtii
Lineage: Eukaryota; Viridiplantae; Chlorophyta; Chlorophyceae; Chlamydomonadales; Chlamydomonadaceae
Exons: 5
Coding region: 144-815 (223 amino acids)
Biological process (GO): N-terminal protein amino acid modification; peptidyl-methionine modification
Cellular component (GO): chloroplast; mitochondrion
Molecular function (GO): peptide deformylase activity
Source: RefSeq, a predicted model, not a curated record